Messenger RNA from Cokeromyces recurvatus, 1996 nucleotides. RefSeq lists its product as uncharacterized. Bases 100 to 1944 code for a protein of 614 amino acids. The record is from RefSeq and is a predicted model, not a curated record. Gene Ontology annotation, biological process: double-strand break repair. Lineage: Eukaryota; Fungi; Mucoromycota; Mucoromycetes; Mucorales; Mucoraceae. The transcript is spliced from 7 exons. Gene Ontology annotation, molecular function: metallopeptidase activity; polyubiquitin modification-dependent protein binding. Gene Ontology annotation, cellular component: BRISC complex; BRCA1-A complex.
AAAAAAACUCAGUAACAGAGAAAGAAAGGAAAAAAAAAAAAAAAAAAACGCGUCUAUCCCCGCUUCAUAUAUCCUUUUCCCUUCAAUUAGCAAAAUACGAUGACUACCAAAAAAGUAAAUUCGGAACCGAUAUCAAAAGAUAAAGAAGAAGAGAUGAGUUCAGCAUUGAUUGCUCAAUUAUUAGCGGAAGACGCAAUGAUGCAUGGCAAUGAUAGUUAUUAUGCUGAAUAUAGCAAUGAUGCGAGAGGUUAUGAUCGUUACCUUGCACGUGAAGAACAAGAUGAUAGCUAUGAAGAUAACUCAGAAGACGAAUUUAACCCUAAAAAAAAACAGACCAAAAAUAAUAAAUCAAAAAGGGGUAGAAAAAGAAAAGUACCUACAAAGGAGAAAGUAGUAGUGGUAUCAGAACCUGCUCCUCCUUCAGAAAACACUGCAGUAGAACAACAAAACGAAAAGGUCAUAAAUCAAGAAACAAAAAUCAAUAAUAAAAAGCCUAAAAAAGUUAUUCCAGAAGGAUACAAUACAGGUGCUUAUACAGAUUUAGAGGAGCAGCGGUUUAUUGAGGGCCUUGAAUUAUUUGGAAGAGACUGGACAAAGCUUCAAAGUCAUGUUGGUACACGAGAUGGUACAUCUAUUCGAAGUCAUGCACAAAAGCAUUUUAUUAAAAUGUACAGAGAUCAAAUUCCACUUCCACCAAAAGUAUUAGAAACAGGUUCAGGUUAUACUUUAUCUGGCAAGCCACUUGAUCCAAAUUCAUCUGCAGCUAAACCUUAUUUAAGUCGUAACAGUCAAUCAACACUAAAUAAUGUGAAAAAAGCACCAACAAAGACAUCAGUCGAAGAACCAGCAAAGGCAAAUACAAAAGAAGACCCUAUGGAAGAUGUUAAAGAAAAUAAUAUGACCGAUGUGAUAAUAAACAAAGUUGAAAAGCAAACUGAAGACUUACGUAUAACUGAUGAAAAAAAAGAAGUUCAAAAAAAGAAAAAAACAAAAUCAGUGACGCCUUCACCUUCAAGUUCAACAAAUACGUCUUAUGAUUCACAAGGUAGAACAAGUUACUCGAUAUCUCGCUUAAGAAGACAACGUGAUACUGGAUCAAUCAAUUAUGGUAUAUUUAAUAAGAAUGAUGAUCCUUUAACAAUGAUUAAAUGUGAACCCUUUAUUGGGAAACCAGGAUCAAAUAUAUCUGGAUCACAGCCUUUUGAAAUAACAGUUGAAUCAAACGUAUUAUUAGCAAUGGAUUUUCAUGCUCACUUGAUGACAACUGAGAUUAUUGGAUUCUUGGCUGGUGAUUGGGAUAUAGAAACCAAGCGUAUGAUCAUUCGUGAAGCCUUUCCUUGUAGAUCAAUUGAAACAGGUCAAAAUGAUGUAAAUGUAGAAAUGGAUCCUACAAGUGCAAUUGAGACACGUCAAAAGAUUGAAGAACGUAAAAUGAAGGUCGUUGGUUGGUAUCAUUCUCAUCCCACCUUUAUACCUGAUCCAAGCUUAGUUGAUAUAGAAAAUCAACGCAAUUAUCAAAUGUUAUGUCGCGAUGAUCAUGCUAAAGAUAAUGAAAAAGAAAUUAUGGAGCCCUUUGUAGGUGCUAUUGUUGGUCCAUAUGAUCCAGCUCUUCCAGGUUCAGCGAGUGUCAUUAAUUGGUUUCAUGUUAUUAAUGAAAGUAGCAAUCCUGUACCUAAACGUUUAAUAUAUGAAUUAAAAGAAAACGAAAGUAUGACUGAAGAUGAAACAAGCAGGCUGUUUGAAUUGUUAGAAAUUUAUAAAAAUUCACCUGAAAAAGUUGUGUUUGCUGAAUAUUGGCGACAGGAUGCUUCAGAAAGUAAAUUACAAAAAAUGAUUAAAAGUUUAGGCUCACGUAUGCCCUGGGUGCAAAAGCAGCUUAAAGAAAAUACUUCUGUAAAUGACUCCUUCUUGGAAAAAGUUCAAACCAAUUUAAAAGAUUGGUAGGCUGCAUAUAUUAAACUUUAAUGCAUUUUUUUUUUUUUUUUUUGACUGCCAU